UUUGUUUGACGCCAUUUCCGGUGUGUCCUUAGGUAACAUGGAAUGUUCGUCGUCUUCACCUGGUGUUUCGCUUUAAAUUUACAUUUUACAUUUAACAUAUUGCGAACUCGUUUAUGUAUGUAUGUGUAAACUGGCAUUCGAUAUUUUUAUUUUUGGAAAAAAAAGCGGAGCCUGUGAGUUUUGUACUUGUUUAAACAGAUCGGAGCAUAUGCACAGAAAACAACAAUCAGCAAAGUCGUCCUCUUGGCUUCCAUUGUCAGUUUCACUUCGGCGUUCUAGCAUUUGCGAAAACAGUAACGCGACUCGCGUGUUUUUUUUUUUGUUGUUUUUUUUUGCAAAGCCAUUUUAGCUGACUGGAAAACUGCCUAGUAAACCAAAUAAGUGAUAUGUAGGAUGAUUAGUUAGCUACCUAUUCGUUUCGCUUGCUAGCGUGUAAACAUUGUUCUAUCCAGUGCUUGCUAGCUAGGUAGCCAGUCCCCCUUUGCCAUUUGUCAUUUUCCGGGGAAAUUCAAUGAAAAUUAAUUGCUGGCAUGCACAUUAUUGUGUUUUGUGAGAAUGCAUAUUAUGAGGUUAGUUAACACUACCGUCAAAUGUGUGUGUGGUGUCUCAUAAAUUGAAACGAGAAACAUUUAGCGAGCAGGUCAAUUCGAUAGCAUUAGCAAGCCAGGUAGCUAGCUAAUAUUAGCUAGGCUAGCUAACAUAGUAAACUUGUAGCUAUUCACUAGCAAGUGCUUGCUGUGUGUACUUAUAGAAUAGCGUUAGCCAGCUGUUCUCAUCAUUAUUGCUAAAUGCUUGAUUUUCAAUUUACUCGGUAGAUAGCUGGUAGUUUACAGUACUUAUUUGAGAAAUUUGAACCGAAUAAACGAAACUGCUGGAUAAACAAAAAUGUUUCGGUACCUAAGUGACGUGGAUGAGAGCCCGUAUGUGAUGGAUCCAUUCUCAGCUCAUCGGCAGCAAAUGCGAAGUAUGUUUGGCUCAUAUGGCUUUGAACCGUUUUCCUUCACCCCUCAAAUACAGCCACCACGGAACCCCCCUAUCCAGGCGGGUGCCUUGGCUCCCUAUGGAAUGAUGGGACUGGGAGGAGGCUUCAUGGACAUGUUUGGAAUGAUGGGAGGGAUGAUGGAGAGUAUGGACCGAAUGUCCGGCACCCCUGCCUGUCAGACGUACUCUUCCUCCACGGUCAUCUCCUACUCUUCCUCGGGCUCUGGUGCCCCACGAGUCUAUCAGCAGUCCAGUAGCACCAGGACCGCUCCCGGCGGGAUAAGGGAAACGCGGCAGGCCAUGCGGGACAGCGAGAGCGGGCUGGAGCGCAUGUCCAUCGGACACCACAUCCGCGAGCGCGGCCACGUCAUGGAGAGGUCCCGCAACCACCGCACGGGCGACCGCGAGGAGAGGCAGGACUUCAUCAACCUGGAAGAGAGCGAGGCCUCUGCCUUCGAUGACGAGUGGAGGCGGGAGGCGGGCAGGUACCCGCCUCCGAGCGCCCGGGGAUUGGACUACGGCCGUGACAGACGGGCGGCGGCGGGCGGGCAGCAGCUGGCCCUCACAGCCCCCCCCGGUGACUCCUCCCCGCCCCCCCCUCACCACGACUCCCCGCGGCACCGCCCACCCCCUUCUCGCCCGCGCUACGAUUGGUGAGCGGGCGACGAGAGCCGGGCAACGGGAACAGAGGAACUAAUCGGUUAAAAUCAACAUGGAAUACAAUGACGGCACAGUAACAAGUACUAUUGCAUUGUAUGGUGAGUCUGCCUCAAUUGCAGCAAACAUCCGGAGAUUAAUUAGGAGAUCGCCUUUGAUAUAAAACGUUUAACUACUGCGUUGGUCUCUGCAAUUCUCACCAGUGCAUUAAAGCUUAUUUUCUUUUGUAUGGAACGUCUGAGGAUCGCCAACGGAUCCCUCUGGAGUGCCAGUAGGAUGCGUUUAUGUGCUGCGGAGGAUGUUGUAGCGUACUGUUCACAACGUUUGCACAUCUCAGUCGACCCUGCUCAUUUACACAGACUGGGCUUUUAUAUUACCACAUCAAAAUUAAAGGAGGUGUGCUUUUGGAGUUUUGGUCCAUUGUGAUAAUUAAAUCUCAAUGAUUGUUUCUGAAUACAUAUUCAGUGUCUAAGGAACUUUAAAUGAAACUCUGGCUUCUCGACUUAAAGUUGUUGGGUGAGGAGGUGAGUAAUAGAGUAAGUGAAGUGGGUUGCACUUUUAAAAUGGCACAUUUACGAUACCGUUGGAUAGGAAGGAGAGCACUCUAUUUCAGCCUACCUCAGUGAUGACUAAACUCCUCUGUUUUUAAAGGUGUCAUCAGUCCAUUCCAUGGCAUUUCUGUAAGGAAUCAAGACUUCAAAGAUAUGUUAAGAAUUCUGAUGUGAAUUUAGCUAUGCAGUAAUUGAACCUUGCAGUCAAAUAUGGGUUUGCUUUUAAUUGAGCAUUUUGAACAAUGCAUCUCAUCUUGGUUUGCAAAAUUAUAUUUCAUUACUGUGAACGGUGAGACACUUGCAGUGGGUGGCAGGAGAUUGUGUAUUUAAAAAAAAAAAAAAAAAAAAAUUUUCCUUGCCUGUAUUAUAGGUUGACAUUUUUCAUAAAAAUUGCUAGGUGGUGUAGGCGCAGUGAGUUUUGUGCAAAACCUUUUUAUUUUUUAUUAUUUUUUUUUAAAACAACCCAGUGUAUGUGUAAAAAUGAGUUGGCAGAAUAGGCAACAAAAAAAAAACCAAAAGAAAAAGGUUUUCCGGUGCGGAGUGCAUGCGAUUUCACAAGUGGAGAUUACGCAGAACAAGCGUUUGAACAAGAGGCUUUCUCUCGCCACUUUUCUUGGCCCUGUUGGUGCAUUUGGUUACUGUUCCUCUGAACAGCCAAGUGCAUAUGGCGCGAUUAUAAUUUAAUUACAUUUUGACGGACGGAUGGCAAGCUAUCUCAGCCUGGCUUGUGCAUACCCGAGCGACCAAUCAGAAUGUGCGAUUGCUUGCUCUGCAGGUCUUGAUGGUCUCGCGUUUGAUCUAGUUUGAAGCCGCCUUUCAAUUAGACUAGCGGGAUUUGCUGCAAUUGAACCAGAGAUCACACUUGACACACACCUAUUUUUGACGGAGCCCUCUCAUACAGUCCUUAUAAAUAUGUAUUCCUUGUGCCCAUUGGCAUUUUUGUUUUCUUCUUUUCAACCCAAAUGUUUUUGCAGAUUUAAUAAAAUUCUUCUAUGUGGGAUGCCCAGACCAAUGUAGUGCUGAGAAUGUGUAACAAUUUCAAUGUUCCCUGUGUUUAAAAUGGUAAUGUUUGGUCCUAGUCAGUUAACUCCACCUCGGUCAUGAGUUUUUUUGUUUUUUCUUCCUCCCCCCUCUUGAUAACAUGUAAAGGCUAUUGCAUUGAUGCUGUGAAAACAGGAUGAUAAGGGACAGAAGGGCAUAGUAAGUGGUCAUUGAAGAGGUCUGCUAUAAUGGGACUGUACAAUCUACAUGCCUCAGAACAUUAUAUAUGAACAUUAUGCAACAUCGCAUACACACACACACACACACACACGACAUGCUGCUAAAACAGUAUUACAUAACACAUUUGGUCCAAGUAGGUUGGUGUAGACGCUGAGGUCUCUGCGUGGGUUGAAUUGUACACUGUAGACUAAUUACGAAACUUAAUAUUCAUAAAUAAACAUUGUUAAAUAAUUGGAA
Molecule: messenger RNA, 3647 nt
Organism: Conger conger (European conger)
Lineage: Eukaryota; Metazoa; Chordata; Actinopteri; Anguilliformes; Congridae
Product: myeloid leukemia factor 2-like
Exons: 7
Coding region: 886-1638 (250 amino acids)
Biological process (GO): regulation of DNA-templated transcription
Cellular component (GO): nucleus; cytoplasm
Source: RefSeq, a predicted model, not a curated record